Messenger RNA from Rhipicephalus sanguineus (brown dog tick), 2600 nucleotides. RefSeq names its product endothelin-converting enzyme 1. The record is from RefSeq and is a predicted model, not a curated record. The coding region runs from base 1 to 2544 and encodes 847 amino acids. Lineage: Eukaryota; Metazoa; Arthropoda; Arachnida; Ixodida; Ixodidae. Gene Ontology annotation, biological process: protein processing. The transcript has 10 exons. Gene Ontology annotation, molecular function: metalloendopeptidase activity. Gene Ontology annotation, cellular component: plasma membrane.
AUGGACGACCCGACAGCCGGUCCCAACAGCGAGAUCAAGUCCAGGAGGACUCCCCACUCGUCGCGGCGGGCUUCGCAUCGACGAAAAUCCUCCUGCUCCUCUUCUUCGAAGUCCUCACGGCGCAGCAGCGACCACCAGAAGGCGGUGUCCUUAUCGGGGACGGUGUCCUACCUCGACGCCGCCACCCCGGCGACCGUGCAAGUGUCAGCCGCGCUGACUCCGCAGCCGGAGAAGGUCGCAAGCACGGAUACCGUGCCCCUGGCUGACGUCAAGGCACGGCGCGAGUCGACGUUCCAACGAUUCCGCGACAUGGGGCGCGUCGUGCGCACCUCCUUCACGUCUUCACUCCUCGACACGCCCGUGGUGUUCGGGUCGAGCAUCGUGCGCCGCCUUUCGACGCACAGCUCGAUGCACGAUCGAGUGAAGGCACUCAACGCGGCCUCCACUGCGAAAGCCGAGAUGAAAAAGGGCAAGGAACCGUUCCGCAAGAUGGUCUUCUCUCUGCUGUUGCGCGCCGCGAUCACCGUGUUCGCCCUCGGCUUCGUCAUCGCAGUCGUGCUCUCCCUGACGCCGCACCCGCGACAGCCCGACCUGUGCCGCAGUCACUCGUGCCUGGAGUACGCCGACAGGCUGCUGCAAUCAAUGAACGCCUCCGCCGACCCCUGCGACAGCAUGACGCGCUACGUGUGUUCGGGCUGGACGGCGCAGAACGCGCUCAGCGUACGCCUCAGCGUGCUCGACGCCGCGCUCUCCAGGCUGUCGCGGUUCGCGCGAUCCGCGAGCUCCACGUUGUCCCAUCCGCAGACGGCGGAGGAGAUCGGCGCCACUUUCUUCCGCAGCUGCGACGCCGUUAUCAGAGGCGAGAGGAACGAGUUGAUCAGCGUGAGGCGCGCCCUGGCCGAGGCCGGCGUGGCGUGGCCGGGCCACGCGAUUGGCGAACCCGACGCGCUGCGCACUUUGCUGUUCGCCGCCAUUCGCCUCGGCUGGACGCCCAUCUUGGACGUGGACAUUCUCCCAGACAGCAGCGGUGAGCCAUCUCAUAGGUGCCGUUCGUCCAAGCGACCGACAACCACCGUCGUGCUAACACCGUCUCGCGAGUUUGGAAUGUUGGCCCGGAAGCGCGCAUCGCAGCAGGCAAGGCCAUCUGCGCGCGCUCUGUACGUUCAACUCCUAAGCGACCACCUGGGAAGCGGCAGCGUAGACGCGUCAGCGAGAAGAGCGUUCGAAGUCGCCGAUCGCGUGGACUCCGAGUUCCUGGAUCCCCUGGCAAGCGUCUUGGGCGACAGUUCUCCAGCGCGCACAACCACGCUAGAGAACAGCACUGUCUUCAAGGGACGCCGGGCCAUGGCGACACGCUGGCGAGAUGCCCUGUCUGGCUACGGCGUCGCCUCCGGGCACGAUGUCCUACUGCGCAUUGAGAACGGCGACUUCGUGCGAACUUUCAUCGACAUCUGGGAGACAAAGGGCGAGACGGAGACGCACAUGUUCGUCUCCUGGUGCAUAGUGCAGGUGGCGGCGUUGUUCGCCAGCCAGCGUCUCAUCGCCAGCUUCUACGAAAGCGAGCAGCACUCGCGUGUGUUGCACAGUCUUUUCUGUCUGGCGCACACCUACCUCCUCAGCGGGUUCGAGCUGUUCACCGGAUACAUCACCCAGGUGUUCUACGCGAACGCCCGCGACGACGCGGACGCUCUGGUCAGGGCGGUGCGUGACGAGUACAGCAGGCUGCUGGCCCGCUGGCCCAACCAUGACAAGAACGUCACCGUUGUCGCCGACUGGAACUCGACGGCGGUCGCCUUCAAUGCCGUGGACCGAACGAUCCGUGAAUCUGGCGACGGUGUCGCCUGGCCCGAUGCUGGGUCCCACGAGCCGUUGGUGACGGGCGACUCGCUGGUCAAGGCGUGGCGCCUCGUCGCGGCCGCCGUCCGCGCCUCGUCCCGAUAUCCACGGAUGGUGGCCGUGGCGGAGUCGAUGCAGGCGCUCAGCUUCUACGCGAACGUCGGCAAGGAGUUCAUCCUCAUGCCGUACGUCUUCGCCUUCCCGCUGUACGACGAAGACGCGGCGAAGGUUCUGAAUUACGCCGGUCUAGGAAGCCAGGUCGCGCAGGCGCUGGGAGAGCUGUUCCUUGCGGCCUACCGAACCAGCUCGCCGCCUGCUCGGGAACCCGUGCUCGAGUACACGCAGUGCGUCCUUCCCGAUGCCAAAAACGCCCGUCAGGACGAAAGUCAGGUGAUGCAGGUGCUGUCGUUCAACGUGCUAUUCGACGCGUACAGGGCGAGUGCCCAGGCCGGAGACAAGCGGCUGCCGGGUCUCGAGGCGCUGACGCUACCCCAGCUGCUCUUCGUGGCCGCCUGCUACGCCGACUGUCCCGGAGGAGGCCUGCCUUCGCCGGCCUCCUUCAUAGCCGGGGUGCCGGAUCCGUGGCCCGGGGGCGAACCCCGCUGCGACGCCAUGUUGCGCCGGACGAGCCACUUCGCGCGCACUUUCGGCUGCGCCCCCGGCAAGCGCAUGAACACCGGCGCCUACGCGUGCAGCCUGUUCCCUUGACCACAUGCGGCGUCGAUCUGUUGCCAAGUGCUGCGUGAGUCCGAGGCGACGCGACG